AUGACUUCUAUGGAUAUUGAGAUGUUACCAUUAGAACAUCAAAUUGAUCAAAUAUCUUCUGAUAUCAAUUCAAGAAGAACUACAAACUCAAUUCAGGACCAACAUCCUGUCGGAACUAUUGUCGAUGAUCUCGACGAGGUCAAUGGGACUCCAUCGAAUAAGCCGGAUCAUCGUCAGCAUAAGCUGAAUUCCAAGAAAGUAGUCUUCAUGUUUGUUAUGUUCACACUCAUAUCAAUGAUCAUUGGCAUUUUUAUAGUUUGUUUUUCAUCACCGAAGCCCUUAGGUAAAACAUGUACGUUUAUUUUGAAAUCAGAAGCUCCCAGUUUAAUUACCAGUGAUUCUCAUCCGCAUUCUAUUGCUGUUGCUGAUUUUAAUAAUGAUAAUCUGCCUGAUAUUGUUGUUCCUUAUUCUGGCACAAAUAGUUUAGGAAUAUUUCUUCGACAGGACAACACUACCUUUAAAGAUCAAAUCACAUAUUCAACUGGUAUUGGUUCACUUCCAUAUGCUGUCUGUGUUGGUGAUUUCAAUCAUGAUCAACAAAUAGAUAUAGCUGUAGCUAAUUAUGGCGCCAAUAAUAUUGGUAUUUUUCUUGCAAAAGGUAAUGGUACUUUCAUGUCACAAAUUACUUUUUCUACUGGCUCAUCUCGUCCACUGUGGAUUGCUGUUGGUGAUAUGAACAAUGAUAAACAACUUGAUAUAGUCGUUGCAAAUUAUGGUACUAAUGAUAUAGGCAUUCUUUUUGGAGAUGGUCUUGGAAAUUUUGGAAAGCAAAAAACAUUUUCAACUGGUUAUGAUUCUGUUCCAUAUUCACUUGCUAUUUCUGAUCUUAACAAUGAUGAGAAACUUGAUAUUAUUGUUGCAAAUCAUGGCAUUGACAAUGUUGGUAUAUUUUUAGGACAUGGAACUGGUAUAUUUGAAAGCCAGUUCAUAAUUAGUACUGGAUAUAAAUCUCAACCUUAUUCAGUUGCUAUUGAUGAUUUAAAUAAUGAUACUUAUAUGGAUAUUGUAGUUGCUUGUGCUGGUUUAAAUACAAUCGAUGUCCUCCUAGGCGUUGGAAAUGGUUGUUUCACAAUACCAUACAAAUAUUCCACUAACAAUAAUUCAUUUCCAUUAUCGAUAGUAAUUGGUGAUUUUGAUAAUGAUAGUCAACUUGAUAUUGCUGUAGCAAACUAUAACAAUAAAAGUGUGGGCGUAUUUUUUGGAUAUGGAAAUGGAUUUUUUAGAGAUCAACUGAUAUUCUUUAGUGUUACUUACAAUUUUAAUCCAUAUGCCAUUGCUGCUGGUGAUUUCAAUAGUGAUAAUCGAUUAGAUAUUGCUGUCGUCAAUUACGAUUACAACUAUGUUGAUAUUGUUUUGACAUAUCGAAAUUAUACUUUCUUAAAUCAAAAUACAUAUUCAACAGGCAUUCAAAGCUAUCCGAGUUCAGUCGCUGUUGCUGACGUUAAUAAUGAUAAGAAACUGGAUAUUGUCGUCGCUAAUUAUGGAACAAAUAAUAUUGAUAUAUUUCUUGGUUAUGACAAUAAUACUUUCUCACCUGAAAUAACUUAUUCAACUGGCAACUAUUCUCGACCAUAUUCAGUUACUAUUGGUGAUUUUAAUAAUGAUAAGCAACUGGAUAUUGUCGUUACCAUUUCUGGAACAAACAAUAUUGGUAUAUUUCUUAAUUAUGGUAAUGGUAUUUUCUCAAGCCAAAUUACCUAUUCGACUGGCAAUGGCUCUAGCCCAAGUGAUGUUGCUGCGGGUGACUUUAAUAAUGAUGGACAACUUGAUGUCGCCGUUGUUAACUAUGAUGGUUGCAAUAUAGGUAUAUUUCUGGGAUAUGGGAAUGGUACUUUUUCCAGCCAAAAGACUUUUCCCACUGGGAACCGAUCUAACCCCCAAUCUAUUGCUCUUGGUGAUUUUAACAAUGACAGUCGAUUAGAUAUAGCUGUCGCCAAUUAUGGAAGAGCUAAUAUGGGCGUAUUUCUUGGGUAUGGCAACGGUACUUUUGCAGAUCAAAUCUCCUAUUUCGUUCCACUUGGCACUAGUCCAUCUGAUAUUGCUAUCGGUGAUGUGAAUAAUGAUAAUCACCAAGAUAUAAUAGUUACUGUCGAUUACAGUUAUACUAUUCUUAUUUUCCUUGGAUCCGGUAAUGGAAUAUUUGUCAAAGGAAAUUCAUAUUCUACUGGUAGUGGUUCUCAACCAGUAUCAAUUGCUGUUGGUGACGUAAACAAUGACAAUCAACUAGACAUCAUCGUAUCUAAUUGUGACACUAACAAUGUCGUAGUAUUUAUUGGGGAAGGUGAUGGAACGUAUCUUAAUCAAGGAAGUUAUUCAACUGGUGACAAUUCUUGUCCAACUUGGGUCGUUCUUGCUGACAUUAAUAAUGAUAACAUUCUUGAUAUUGUCGUCGCCGAUAAUGGCACGAAUAUGAUAGGUGUUUUUCUCGGAUAUUCUUAUAUAACUGGUAUACUUGAAGAUACAUAUUUAACCGGAUCUUCUCCACAUCCACAUGGUUUAGCUCUUGGUGAUUUCAAUCGUGAUGGUCAAUUAGAUAUCGCCAUAGCAAAUUAUGGUUUAAAUAAUGUAGGAGUACUUUUAGGACAUACAAAUGGAACAUUUCCAUUACAAACAGUAUUUUCCACCGGUGACUUAUCAUUUCCAACUUCAGUUGCCGUUAAUGAUUUGAAUAAUGAUAAUGAAUUAGAUAUUAUUGUGGCUAAUUCUGCAACUGAAAAUGUCGGCAUCCUUUAUGGGUAUGGAAAUGGUAGUUUUGCAAAUUUAGACCUGUAUUCAACUGGAGUUGGUUCUAUUCCACAAGCAGUAGCUACUGGUGAUUUCAACAAUGAUAAGAAACUUGAUAUUGCUAUUGUUGACUCUGGCACUAAUAGGGUAGUAACACUUAUCAAGUACGAUACUGGAAGUUUUCAAAAGCAAAUACCAUUUUCCACAAGCUUAGGUUCAGCUCCACGAGCAGUAGCUGUUGCUGAUUUAAACAACGAUGAGUGGUUAGAUUUCGUGUCAGGCAAUUCAGGCAUUGACAAUGUGGGUGUUUUUCUAGGACUAGGCAAUGGUAUAUUUUCCAAUCAAACAACAUAUUCGACUGGAAUGCGCUCGUUGCCAAUUGCGAUUAGUAUUGCUGAUUUGAACAAUGACAGUUAUUUGGAUAUGGUUGUCGCCAAUGCAUGGGGUGACAAUGUAGGUAUUCUUUUUGGAUAUGGUGAUGGUACGUUUACAAAUCAGACGACUUUUGAUACUGGCUAUAAUUCCGGUCCAUGUGGAGUCAUCCUUGCAGAUUUUAACAAUGAUAGUCGAUUAGAUAUUGCCGUCGCUCUUCAAUUCACUGGUGCAAUGGGUGUUUUUUUAGGACACGGGAAUGGUAAUUUUUCUUCUAUAGUUAUCUAUGCAAUUGACAGUGAAGCUUCUCCAGUAUCAACUGCCACUGGUGAUUUUAACAACGACAAUCGAUUAGAUAUUGUCGUGUCCAAUUUUGAUCUUGGUAGUAUAAGUAUUUUUUAUGGAAAUGGUGAUGGUACUUUUUCCAAUCUAAUUAGCUAUACAACUGGCAGUGGUUCACAACCAGCAUGGGUCGUCGUCAGUGAUUUAAAUAAUGAUGCUAUAUUAGAUAUUGCAGUUUCCAAUUUCGGUACAGACAAUAUUGGCGUGUUUUUUGGAAAUAUGAAUCAUAGUUUUUAUGACCAAGUAACAUUUUCAACUGGUAUUGGUUCUGCUCCGAAUGCAUUAGUCGUUGAGGACUUUAAUAAUGAUAAUCAACUGGAUAUCGCCUUUGUCAAUUUCGGUACCAAUUAUUUAGGUGUUCUUCUUCAAUGUAUUAAUGGUACUUUUUUUGAUCCAUUGACCUAUUCAACAGGUGAGAAUUCUCAGCCAUAUAAUCUUGCAGUGGGUGAUUUUAACAAUGACAAACGUCUCGAUAUUAUCGUCGCCAAUCUUGAUACAGAUAAUAUAAGUAUGUUUUUCGGAUAUGUUAAUGAAAGUUUUCUAAAUGCACCAGCUUAUUCCACUGGAUCUUCUUCUCAAGUGACUUCCAUAGCUGUUGGAGAUUUUAACAAUGACACUCGAUUAGAUGUUGUUAUCACUAAUAAUGCUACAAACAAUGUUAAAGUUAUAUUUGGAUCAGGCUAUGGUACUUUUGUCAAUGAUAUAACAUAUUCAACUGGUAAUGAUUCUCAACCAUGUUCAGUUAGUGUUGCUGAUUUAAAUAAUGACAAUCAAUUAGAUUUUGUUGUUGCAAAUUCUGGUAUUAAUACCAUUAGUAUUUUUCUUAGUAAUGGUACCGGCACAUUUUCAAACCAAAUCACUUAUUCUACUGGUGUUAGUUCUCAACCAUAUUCAGUUGUUAUUCUUGAUUUUAAUAACGAUACCCGAUUAGAUAUUGCUGUUGCUAGUUAUGGAACUAGUCAUAUCGGUGUAUAUUUCGGUUAUGGUAAUGGAAGUUUUAUGAAUCAACAGGUAUUCUCUAGUGGUUUUAAUUCACAUCCAUUUGCACUUGCUGUUGGUGAUAUAGACAAUAAUAAUUUAACUGAUAUUAUUGCAACUAACAAUGGAUAUGGUAAUAUUGAUAUUCUUAUGAAAACUUGCUAA
Adineta steineri is the source of this 4581-nucleotide messenger RNA. NCBI's taxonomy places the organism in Eukaryota, Metazoa, Rotifera, Eurotatoria, Adinetida, Adinetidae. The record is from the annotation of a GenBank genome assembly.